This is a messenger RNA of Aspergillus saccharolyticus JOP 1030-1, 1116 nucleotides long. RefSeq names its product NAD-dependent epimerase/dehydratase family protein. Gene Ontology annotation, molecular function: UDP-glucose 4-epimerase activity. Gene Ontology annotation, biological process: beta-D-galactose catabolic process via UDP-galactose, Leloir pathway. Gene Ontology annotation, cellular component: cytosol. Lineage: Eukaryota; Fungi; Ascomycota; Eurotiomycetes; Eurotiales; Aspergillaceae. The coding region runs from base 1 to 1116 and encodes 371 amino acids. The record is from RefSeq and is a predicted model, not a curated record. The transcript has 4 exons.
AUGUCUGCUGGAUCAGUCCUCGUCACCGGUGGAACGGGCUACAUUGGCUCUUUCACCACCCUUGCCUUGUUGCAGGCUGGCUACAAGGUUGUUGUCGCUGACAACCUGUACAAUUCUUCCGCUGAGGCUCUGAACCGCAUUGAGUUGAUCUGCGGCAAGAAGCCCGAGUUUGCCCAGCUGGAUGUCACCGAUGAGGCCGCUUUCGACAAGGUCUUCCAGGCCCACCCCGACAUUGACAGUGUCAUUCACUUCGCUGCCCUCAAGGCCGUCGGAGAGUCCGGUGAGAAGCCGCUGGACUACUGGCACGUCAACGUCUACGGCACCAUCUGCCUUCUCCGCUCCAUGGUCCGCAACAAUGUCACCAACAUCGUCUUCUCCAGCUCUGCCACCGUCUACGGUGAUGCCACUCGCUUCCCCAACAUGAUCCCCAUCCCCGAGGACUGCCCUCUGGGUCCCACCAACCCCUACGGCAACACCAAGUUCGCCGUUGAGACCGCCAUCACCGACCUGAUCAACGCUCAGCGCAACAACGCCAUCAAGGCCGGCAAGGAGGCCGAUGCUCAGAAGUGGAACGGUGCCCUGCUCCGUUACUUCAACCCCGCCGGUGCUCACCCCAGUGGUAUCAUGGGCGAGGACCCCCAGGGUGUCCCCUACAACCUGCUCCCUCUUCUGGCUCAAGUUGCCACUGGCAAGCGUGAGAAGCUGCUCGUGUUCGGCGAUGACUACGCCUCCCACGACGGAACCGCCAUCCGUGACUACAUCCACAUUCUCGACCUGGCUGACGGCCACUUGAAGGCUCUCAACUACCUCCGCGCCAACAACCCCGGUGUCCGUGCCUGGAACUUGGGUACCGGCAAGGGCAGCACGGUCUACGAGAUGAUCCGUGCCUUCUCCGCCGCCGUGGGCCGCGACCUCCCCUACGAGGUCGCUCCCCGCCGUGCCGGCGACGUCCUCAACCUCACCUCCAACCCUAGCCGGGCCAACCAAGAGCUGGGCUGGAAGGCCGAGCACACCCUCGAGCAGGCCUGCGAGGACCUCUGGCUCUGGACCCGCAACAACCCCGAGGGAUACCGGCAACAGCCCCCUGCCGAGCUCCUCGAGAAGCUCAAGCACUAA